Molecule: messenger RNA, 1842 nt
Organism: Vitrella brassicaformis
Lineage: Eukaryota; Vitrellaceae
Source: the annotation of a GenBank genome assembly
CUCCGAUGAGAAGCCGAUGCCUUUCCUGAUGAUAUAUGACAUGGCCACGCCCUUGUGAGCUCUUCACAUGGAUGAGAUUCGUUGCAAGAGGAGCAUGCCGCAUCCAGCCGCGCCUCGCUCGAGGCUUCUGCCGCCGGAAGACGCGAAGACAGGUGGGAAUGCAUCACACUGCAUCCGCACAGCAUGCAUGGGCAACGCCUUGACCACUGCAAUGCUCUUUCUCCAUCGCAUCACUGCAGACAACGCCGAGGGCGAUGCAGCCAUGCACGAUGACACGUUCGCAAUGCCCGACGUGCCUGAGGAGUAUCGGCGUGAGCCACUCGCCCCGCCAGGCAGUCGCAUAGUCAUUCCGUCGGCCACGCUCGCCACACAGCCGGAUGAGAGCGGUCAUCCGUGGCCGCAGCGAUGGCUGGGCGGUGCCCUGUCGUCCAUUCUGACGGUGGAUCAGAAGUUUCGCUUUAUGAGCCGUGCGCUGGACAUGCUGAAUGGCGGGGAGAGGGAGUCGCUGGGCGGGGACUUUGACGAGCUGUAUCUGGACUACGGCCUGGCAGGGCAGUCUGACGCUGCCAAGAAGGAGGAGAUCAGCGCUCUGUUCAGGGGCGUGAUGGACGCCUACGUGGCCAACAUGACGGCGAGCCAUGACCCCAACGGAACUGGGCGAGGUGCGAUGCAUGCGCAGAUGGAUGAUGCAACAUGACAUCCUGACUUACUUGCCUCUGCCCUGUGUGUGUUGAUAUCAGAGAGCCGCAAGUCCACUGAGAGUCUUGACGGGCUGACCGCCGAGCACUUGCGUCCUCCCCGCCCUGCACUUCCACUCAUUACGAUGGGCCGGCCGCCCAGCCGCUCGCCCGACUUCGUGCCCGCCCCGUCCCCCUCCACCUCGCCCCCCUACCAAUACGAUGCCGGUCGGCGUUCGGUGUCGCCGGCUGUCGCACAGGCGCAGGGAGAAGGGGAGGAUAGCCCGGAGGAUGACUAUGCCAACGGAGAUCAAUCGCCGGUACGCAGGGAUGGAUGGACUCUUCUUUCACCAUCUCCUCCUUGGCUUUGUCUAUUUCGUUCUGUCUGCAGCCGCCCAACCGUCGCACCCCGAGAUGGAGCAUCAGCCCCAACCCCCCCCCACACGCCGCGUCUUCGCGCCUGUCCGCCUCUCCCGGCGAGGGCACAUACUUCGGCGCACACACACCCGGCAACUCGCCCCCGGCAUUCGCCAGCCUCACACAGCCCGAGAAAGACGAAUAUGAUGACCAGGACGACCAGCAGAUGGAUGACGGGGACAGCCAGGAGAUGGAAAUGGACGUGGACCAGCAGGGUCAUGGGGAGCCCCUGAGCGGCACCCCGACGCAGAAGCAUGACAGUUUCUUCAAUGACGACGAGGACCUGUUUGGCGACUGGGGCGACAACCAGACUGGGGGCAGCCCAUCGACGGGGGCGGCUGCUGCUGCAGCAGUGGGUGCGGCGGUUGCGGGUGCCGGUGCAGACCUGGUAGUGCCUGUGGAGGUGUUGUUGCAGAGGAGGGACAAGCGGAUCACCGUUGGAUGAUCGGACGGACGGAUGGACAGAUGGAUGGCUGGUGCGGGUGUUGAGAGGUGGAUCGGAUCGAUGUGUGUGUGGGUGAAUGUGUGGAUGUGUGUGUAUAGAUGGGGUGGGCUGCUGUCUGUGGUGGGAUGGGCCGAGACGGACGAGACAGGGGUGCACGAGAGAGACCCCAAGCGCUGCCUGCACACAUGACGUGACCGAUGAUUCGUUCCAUUCGAUGUAUGUAUCCAUGUACAGCAAACCCGCGAAUGAAUGCAUUCGUCCGUCCAUUCGCACAGGGUCACGAAUCGCCUCAAUCAAUGCACC